CUCUCCCUCCCUCCCCGCUUUCGGCAGUGGGCGAAAACACAUACCCUUGGCAUACGACGAACUCAAAGCCGGUAACGCAUUUAUUCUCGCCGGUGAGUGUUUAAAAAUUCAGACAACUAUGUCGAUGGUGGACGAGCCCUUGUACCCCAUAGCAGUACUGAUAGAUGAGCUGAAGAAUGACGAUAUCCAAUUGCGGUUAAAUUCUAUAAGAAAGCUUUCUACAAUUGCCCGUGCUUUAGGCGAGGAGCGUACCCGGAAAGAGUUAAUUCCUUUCUUGAGUGAAAACAAUGAUGACGACGAUGAGGUCCUUCUUGCGAUGGCUGAAGAGCUAGGUGUGUUCAUUCCUUAUGUUGGAGGGCUGGAGCAUGCCCAUGUGUUACUACCCCCUCUAGAAACUCUUUGCACUGUUGAGGAAUCAUGUCUGAGGGACAAAGCUGUGGAGUCUCUAUGCAGGAUCGGGUCACAGAUGAGAGACUCAGAUUUGGUUGACUGGUUUAUUCCUCUUGUUAAGAGGCUGGCAGCUUGUGAAUGGUUCACUGCUCGGGUUUCUGCCUGUGGAUUGUUUCACAUUGCUUAUCCUAGUGCCUCAGAGAUGUUGAAGGCAGAGUUGAGGUCAAUAUAUAGUCAGUUAUGUCAAGACGACAUGCCUAUGGUUAGGAGAUCCGCCGCUACAAACUUGGGGAAGUUUGCUGCUACCGUAGAACCAUCUCAUCUCAAGGUUGAUAUCAUGCAAAUAUUUGAGGAUCUUACACAGGAUGAUCAAGAUUCUGUUCGUUUGCUUGCUGUCGAGGGUUGUGCUGCUCUUGGCAAAUUGUUGGAACCCCAAGACUGUGUUGCACAUAUUCUUCCUGUCAUUGUCAACUUUUCUCAGGACAAGUCAUGGCGCGUUCGCUAUAUGGUUGCUAAUCAGCUGUAUGAACUAUGUGAAGCUGUGGGACCUGAACCUACCAAGACGGACUUGGUUCCAGCAUAUGUGAGGCUACUUCGUGAUAACGAAGCUGAAGUACGUAUUGCAGCUGCUGGCAAGGUCACCAAGUUCUCUCGCAUUCUCAGCCCAGAACUUGCGAUUCAGCAUAUUCUUCCAUGUGUGAAGGAGUUGUCUUCAGAUUCUUCUCAGCAUGUUAGGUCUGCUCUAGCCUCUGUUAUAAUGGGCAUGGCUCCAGUUUUAGGGAAGGAUGCGACUAUAGAACAACUUCUCCCUAUAUUUCUAUCACUUCUGAAGGACGAGUUUCCAGAUGUACGCCUGAAUAUCAUUAGUAAGCUAGAUCAAGUAAAUCAGGUGAUCGGAAUCGAUCUUUUGUCCCAAUCUUUACUACCGGCAAUUGUUGAACUUGCUGAGGACAGGCAUUGGAGGGUUCGAUUGGCUAUAAUUGAAUAUAUACCUCUUUUGGCAAGUCAGUUAGGUGUAGGGUUUUUCGAUGAUAAGCUUGGUGCCCUAUGCAUGCAAUGGUUACAGGACAAGGUUUACUCCAUUAGAGAGGCUGCUGCUAACAACCUGAAGCGCCUUGCAGAAGAAUUUGGUGCUGAUUGGGCGAUGCAGCACAUUGUUCCACAGGUCUUGGAAAUGGUCAACAACCCGCAUUACUUGUAUCGCAUGACCAUUCUCAGUGCGAUUUCUCUACUUGCUCCUGUUAUGGGAUCGGAAAUUACUUGUUCUAAGUUGCUCCCUGUGGUCAUUACUCUAUCCAAGGACAGAGUGGCGAAUAUCAGGUUUAAUGUGGCGAAGGUGUUGCAAUCUUUUAUUACCAUCGUUGAUCAAUCCGUGGUGGAGAAAAGCAUUCGGCCAUGCCUGGUUGAGCUGGCAGAGGAUCCAGAUGUGGAUGUCCGUUAUUUUUCAAAACAAGCUCUUCAGGCUAUCGAUCAAGUGAUGAUGUCGACCUAACUUUGAAUUUGAUGUGUCGGUUGCUAGAAUUGUUCUUCACUUUUGACUUGUAUGGCCGUUGUUGUAAUGUCAAUGUGCCCCCUCCCCCUCCCCCUAUACAAAGCACCAAACAUAAAUACCAUUAGCCUCUCCCUUUUUUCACUUCAUUUUGUUUUUUUUCUUCCUGAUUUUAUCAGACUCCGAUGAUUAAAGAUCCUUGUUUUUGUCAUUCAAA
This is a messenger RNA of Cynara cardunculus var. scolymus (artichoke), 2096 nucleotides long. Its product is annotated as serine/threonine-protein phosphatase 2A 65 kDa regulatory subunit A beta isoform-like. The coding region runs from base 119 to 1882 and encodes 587 amino acids. The transcript has 13 exons. Gene Ontology annotation, biological process: protein dephosphorylation. Gene Ontology annotation, cellular component: protein phosphatase type 2A complex; cytoplasm. The record is from RefSeq and is a predicted model, not a curated record. Gene Ontology annotation, molecular function: protein binding; protein phosphatase regulator activity. Lineage: Eukaryota; Viridiplantae; Streptophyta; Magnoliopsida; Asterales; Asteraceae.